AUUCAGUUUGUAUUCGCAUCUCGCCGGCGACGGACUGUUACAAAUAAUACCUCCCAAGGUAGUCUCUAUUUUUAUUAUUUUGACUGCGUAUAGCUCUCUGGGUUUAUCGCUCUAAAAAAGAUGACUGGCUCUCUGUGGCUCAGUUUGGUACUGAGUCUGGCGAUAUUCGCUCAAUUCCAAGUGAACGCCGCCUCUAAUCUGGUUUGCUUCUAUGACUCCGAGGGCUUUCAGCGUCAGGGCCUGGCUCAGUUCUCGAUGACGGAUAUGGAGCUGGCCCUGCAAUUUUGCACCCAUUUGAUAUACGGCUAUGCGGGUGUUAAUGCCGAUAAUUUCGAAAUGCAGAGUAUAAACAAGCGAUUGGACCUCGAGCAGCGUCAUCUGGCUCAAGUGUCCAGUUUAAAAGAACGCUAUCCCCACAUCAAAUUCCUGUUGAGUGUGGGUGGUGAUGCAGAUCUAAACGAUGGAAACCAGUAUAUAAAACUUUUGGAAUCGGGACAGCAGGGUCACAAGCGCUUCAUCGAAUCCGCUCGGGAUAUUGUGAGGCGUUAUAAUUUCGAUGGACUGGACUUGGCCCUCCAACUUCCAAGGAAUAAGCCACGCAAAGUGCACGGCGAUGUUGGUUCUGCCUGGAAGAGUUUCAAGAAGUUCUUCACUGGUGAUUUUAUUGUGGACACUGAAUCGGAGACACACAAAGGACAACUGACAUCCCUGAUCAAGGACUUGAAGGCCGCUUUGAAUCAAAAUGAUCUGUUGCUGAGUCUCACCGUUUUGCCAAAUGUUAACUCAAGCUGGUACUAUGAUGCCCCCUCGAUUGCGCCCAGCUUGGACAUCAUCAACCUGGGAACCUUUGACUUCCUGACCCCGCAACGUAAUCCCGAGGAGGCGGACUUUUCGGCGCCAAUGUACGAGACCGUUGGUCAGAAUCGCUUGGGCCACUACAAUGUCAACUUCCAAUUGGAACACUGGCUGCUCCAGAGAGUUCCUGCUAAUAAGCUGCAUAUUGGCAUUGCCACCUAUGGCAAGUCCUGGAAAUUGAGCAAGGAUUCGGGAGACUCUGGAAUGCCAGUGGUUACAGCUACCCAAGGACCUGCCCCCGCAGGACCUCAGAGCAAAAAGGAGGGCUCUCUCAACUGGGCUGAGAUUUGCCAGCUGAUGCCGAAUCCCAGUAACAUAAAUGCCAGAGGACCCGGUGCUCCGGUAAAGAGGGUUAUAGAUCCCACGAAACGGUAUGGCAGCUACGCCUUCCGUGCCGCCGAUGAGAACGGAGAUCACGGCCUGUGGAUCAGCUACGAGGAUCCGGAUUCGGCAGCCAGCAAAGCCAAAUAUGCCAAGGACAGGAAUCUGGGAGGAGUGGCUCUCUUCGAUCUAACCCAAGAUGAUUUCCGUGGUCAAUGCACCAAUGAUCGCUUCCCCAUGCUGCGUGCCAUCAAGUACCGACUUCUCUAAACCAUUUCCCAACCAUAAAGACAUCAACAGCACGCAAAUGUCAGUGGGAAAAUUGGGGAAGUGGAGGUGGAAGGGAACAAAUGUCACUCGAUCGGUGGCUUAAGGCCUCCUUCUGUGUCUGUCCCUUUUUGCAAAUUAAUUACAAAGUUGUAAACUAAAA
This is a messenger RNA of Drosophila rhopaloa, 1606 nucleotides long. It is a transcript of the gene Idgf3, whose product is annotated as chitinase-like protein Idgf3. The record is from RefSeq and is a predicted model, not a curated record. Gene Ontology annotation, molecular function: chitin binding. The coding region runs from base 121 to 1446 and encodes 441 amino acids. The transcript has 3 exons. Lineage: Eukaryota; Metazoa; Arthropoda; Insecta; Diptera; Drosophilidae. Gene Ontology annotation, biological process: carbohydrate metabolic process; chitin catabolic process. Gene Ontology annotation, cellular component: extracellular region.